Messenger RNA from Necator americanus (New World hookworm), 2187 nucleotides. RefSeq lists its product as uncharacterized. Gene Ontology annotation, molecular function: frizzled binding. Lineage: Eukaryota; Metazoa; Nematoda; Chromadorea; Rhabditida; Ancylostomatidae. Gene Ontology annotation, biological process: intracellular signal transduction; Wnt signaling pathway. Bases 1 to 2187 code for a protein of 728 amino acids. The transcript is spliced from 18 exons. The record is from RefSeq and is a predicted model, not a curated record.
AUGCAGAAGGGAGUCGAAAGGAUGUCUUCUCAAAAUCGGCCUGAAGAUUUAGAUUCAUCAGGGGUAGAACCAGACGCUCUUGUGGAAGGAGUACGUGAUGUAAACCUUGAUGAAACUCUGGAUAGCAAAUUAUUGGCCAAUGCGCUACGAGACGGAGCUACCAGUGGUCUAUCUGGAAUGGAUGAAAGUGAAGCCUCGAUUAUUUCUGGAGAACCUCCGAGUGCACUAGUGAAUCAACCAUUUCCUCAGACAAGCACGAAGGUCUAUUACCACAUAGAUGAUGAACCUACACCUUACCUUACUGAAGUUCACGUGCCUCCUGAUUUGAUAACGUUGGGAGAUGUUAAACGGGUGCUGAUGCGUUCAAAUUUCAAAUAUUACUGCAAGGCUCUUGAUCAAGAUACGGGAUGCGAAGUGAAAGCAGAAAUUCGCGACGAUAUGGAGCGAUUGCAUCGCUCAUCGAAUGGUCGCUUUGAAUUGUUUCUCCUCACUACUGAAGGUUCUACUCAUUCCGAUGGUUCUUCAGGCCUUCCGAAGAUGGGACGCCAUCACGUUCCCGGUCCUGCUCCCUCGAGCAUGUAUUACCUCAGCCAAAAUGCUUAUCGUCAAGCAGUGCACCAGUACGACAAUAGUCUGCUCAGUACGGAUUCGGAAUCGAUGGUCUCAGCUGGAGUUCCACAGUACAUGAAAGGGAGCUUCAAUAGAAGGCAGAUUCAAACGCAAUACAUGAUGGGUCACCGUGGGCGUCGCUUUGAAGACUCCACUAUAGGGUCUGAAAGUGAUGCCAGGAUCUUCUCAGAUGAAGAUGACAGAGGAUCUACUGCAACGGAUAUCACGUCAGUUUCUCGGCAGCAUGAAAAUAUAUAUAAAAAACAGCGAAGGAGGCGACAGUACCGGCGUCCGUCUAGAGCGUCCUCUUUUUCGAGUAUUACAGAAUCUUCCAUGAGUCUUGAUGUUGACACUGUAAUUCUGAAUAUGGAUACCGUUAAUUUCCUUGGAAUCUCUAUAGUAGGACAGAGUUCCGCUCGAGGGGACAAUGGAAUUUAUGUGGCCAAUAUAAUGAAAGGAGGUGCUGUAGCUUUGGAUGGCCGGAUAAGUGCAGGAGACAUGAUUCUGCAGGUCAACGAUAUAUCGUUCGAUAAUUUCACGAAUGAUCAAGCGGUGGAUGUUUUGCGGGACGCGGUUGCUAGAAAGGGUCCUAUCAAGCUUACGGUUGCCAAAUGUUUUGAUAGUGGACCAAAGAGCUGUUUCACGAUACCCAGAAAUCACAGAGAUGAGCCUGUCAGGCCAAUCGAUACACAAGCCUGGAUUCAGCACACAAAUGCCAUGCGUGGAAUGCCAAGCAUACUGGAAGGGUCAGAAGGAGCGCCAACCCCUAUACCAGGAGACUGGCCUCAUGGGCGACCGCCGAGCAGUUCCACCGUAACAUCUACUGGAUCAAAUGGUCAAAAUACUGUUGUAACCGGGCAGCACAUCCGGUUAGAUAUACACACCGAUAGAAAGAAGGUAGUUGAAGUGAUGGCAAUGCCCAAUUCUGGUUUGGACAUCAAAAACAGGACGUGGCUGAAGAUUCCUAUCCCCAUGUCAUUUCUAGGCAAAGAUCUAUUGGAUUGGCUUUUGGCUCAUGUUGAUGGAUUGCUCGAACGAAAGGAUGCUCGGAAAUACGCGGCUGAACUACUCAAGCGGAAAUUGAUUGCACACGUUGUUAACAAAAUUACAUUCACUGAACAGUGUUAUUAUGUGCUCGGAGAAGAGUGCUCAGAUUUCGCCCGUUACCGUGUUCAUCCAGAAGAAUUGGUUGCUCACCAACAACAUAACCCUGGUCAGCAGCGAACGCAAUGGACAACUGUGCCAGGAGGCACAGGAUCAAAGGCCCCUGCAUCGAUGGUAAGCGGGUACGCGUCAAUGCCGGUCUCACCUUUUCCUCAUUUUCCCGCUGCAGGUGCACCUAUUACCCAUCGUGCGGGAGGAGCUGACGUAAGGUCACAAGCCAGUGGUGGAUCUGGAGAAGGGAGUGGUUCAGGAAGCGAUCACAAAAGGCACCGUCAAGUGGUAAUUCCGGUAGCAUCGUCAACAUUGGGGACAACAACCAGGUUGGACGAAGUACCUUCGGAUCUAGGUGCUAGUAGACAGUCUUUUCGUAUGGCGAUGAACCAUCCCUACGAGUUUUUUGUUGACAAUCUUUGA